Eublepharis macularius is the source of this 1613-nucleotide messenger RNA. RefSeq names its product replication protein A2 (gene RPA2). The transcript is spliced from 9 exons. NCBI's taxonomy places the organism in Eukaryota, Metazoa, Chordata, Lepidosauria, Squamata, Eublepharidae. The coding region runs from base 206 to 1021 and encodes 271 amino acids. Gene Ontology annotation, molecular function: DNA binding. The record is from RefSeq and is a predicted model, not a curated record. Gene Ontology annotation, biological process: nucleotide-excision repair; DNA replication; double-strand break repair via homologous recombination. Gene Ontology annotation, cellular component: DNA replication factor A complex; chromosome, telomeric region; site of double-strand break.
GCUUUGUAGUCCUCGCCUCCCGCACCCUCCUCUGCGUUAUUUGCAUAGAAAGCAGCCUAUUGGUUGCCACGUGCGCUGGCUGGCCAAUCCUACGUGACCGUCCUCCCGUUUGGCGCGCUAAAAAGUAACCAGGAGGCGGGGGAGAGGGGAGCGAACGCGCGUCGGAAGCUCGUGGAGUGGAUUUCUGCCCCUUCCAUCCUGCAAGAUGUGGAACGCUGGCUUUGGCGGUGGGUACGGUGGCUCCUCAAUGGGUGGUGGAUACACAGAAUCACCAGGAGGAUUCGGAUCUCCUUCAGCAACUCAGGGUGAAAAGAGAUCGAGAGCAAGAUCACAAAACAUUGUUCCAUGUACAGUGUCCCAGUUACUUUCUGCUGAACAGGUAGAUGAAGCCUUUAAGGUCCGAGAAGUUGAGAUUUCACAGGUUGUUAUUGUGGGUAUAAUCAGGCAAGCAGAGAAAGCACCCACGAACAUCCUCUACAAAGUGGACGAUAUGACUGCAGCCCCAAUGGAUGUCAGACAGUGGGUCGACACUGAUGAAGAAGGCAGUGAGAAUGUUGUCGUGCCCCCUGGGACGUAUGUAAAAGUGGCCGGUCAUCUACGAUCCUUCCAGAACAAGAAGAGUCUGGUUGCGUUCAAGCUCAUGCCACUGGAGGAUAUGAAUGAGCUCACCACACACAUGCUUGAAGUUGUCAACGCACACAUGAUCCUCAGAAAAGGCAACCUCCUGUCAACAUCAAUGAUGGCACCUCGUUCAUUUGCUUCUUCGGCGAUGAGCACCAUGACUAGCUACGGAGGAAGCUUAAACAUGCCAGUGAGUGGGCUUUCGCCACAUCAGAGUCAGGUUCUGAAUCUGAUCAAAAGCUCCAUGUCUGCAGAGGGGAUAAGUCUUCAGGAUCUGAGGGCUCAGUUGCAUAAUAUCAACCUGGCUACCAUCAAGAAAGCUGUUGAAUUUCUCAGCAGUGAAGGGCACAUCUAUUCCACUAUUGAUGAUGAACACUUUAAAUCAACUGAUGCUGAAUAAGGACUCUUGGAAGGCUGACUCUUUGAUGCUGAGUGGGUUCCAUGCCGAGCAACCAUCAGUUUAUAUCGAACCUUCCAAUAACAGAACAUCUGUGCAGAGGAGUCUGUCCCCUUGAAAGUGACUCUUCAUUUACUUAAGCUGACCUUCCUAGCACUCACAUGCAUAUAGCUGAUAUGAAUAACAGUGCAAUCCUAAAAAGAAUAAUGCCCCUUCUAAUCCCACUGACUUCAGUGGACUUAAAAGGAUAGAACUGUAUUUAAGGAUUGCACUGUAAAGCCAUCCCAGGAAUUUUAGAAGGUGUUCAAGUGAAGCAAUUGGAAAGUUCCAAGUACUAUCUCCUAAAUAUAUAAAUAUAUAUAUAUUUGUCUUGUAUAAAGAUUAUCUAGCAGCAGAGUAGACCAUCUACUGUAUUGUACUAGCUGCCAUGGUUUGGAAAUGGCAUUUCAAACUGUACCUGCCUUUUUGUACAGACUAGGGAAAAAUGCUCAGUUUUAUUUUUAAAAAACUCCUAAAGUAGUCUGCCUCUUCUGAAUUUUUUCUGCAGAUGUGUUCUUUCAAAUAAAGUUUUUGAUAGCCCAAUAAAGCUUUUUUU